GCCAUAUUGAACGAAAUGUUGACUGCAGCAGCGCGGUGAUACGUGUUUACGCGGUACGCGGCUGAAACCUCUGUUCCCGUGCCUGCGAACGACGAAAAAAACAUCCAGCAGAGAGUAAAAAAAAAGAAUCUCCUAUCGAUUGAAGUGUUUUAAAACAUUAACCAUUUUUGAGGCACAAUCAACAGGACAGUCAAUCGUGUUGGCGGUAUUUUUGUUAUUUAACUACGUAUUAUUAAAGAAGGUGUAUUUAAGCAUGAGUGGUAGCGACGACACGGAUAGUCAGUGCGACAGGACAAGUGAAACAAACGGUGUUACAAUGGGUGACGUCCUGGCAAAGGAGACCAAUGAUAAUGAUUCACAGGACGACAGUAAUGAGUCUGAUGAUGAUCCAAUCGAACAGGAUCAGCGACAAGAUGCUGAUGGUGAACCUGAUGCCCUUGACGUUGUCCCUGAGAAUUUUUUAUCCGAGCCAGUACAAAUGGGAGGCGUCGAGAAAUUCACUUCGUCUGAUGAGCAGAGGCUAAGUGCGACGAGAACGGUUGAUAAAAAAUCGAGUAACAGGCAUCCUGACAAUUGUUCCUGUGAAUCCUGCACGUUUGAGAGAGCAUUCGUGAAGGAAAAACUGGAAACAAUAUGGAGGUGGCAAGCUCAAGGAUUAAGGAUCAGAAAAUACAUACGUCGUCUCUUCGACGUGGCCAUCGGAUCUUCAUAUUUCAAUAACAUUAUAAAGUAUGAGGGUGAUCCUCAAGAGUAUGCUGAACUACAAAGAAUUGUUGAAGAGUUAUCGAGGGAUCACCCACAUAUAUUAUUUCUGAUGCUAGUAGUGCAAGCCCAACAAUUUGUAGUGGAGCUUAAGAUUAGAAUAAUGGACCCCGUACGAGACAACAACCUCGCAAAGAUAGCUGAAGUAUUUCUGACCAGACUAUUAAACGGUUACGAUAUCCUGAUUAUCACAGCAGAACAAGUUUCGGAGUUGAUAAAGCCCCUGGAAGAGCAUCACCUGAGUAAGUUCAACCUCACCUGGGAGUUCUUCAAUAAAAAGCUCUACCAGAACUACAUUUACUUUUAUGAGCCAACAAUCCGCGAUAUUCUCCCCUCCGUAGUUGGUCAGCUUCGCAAGCCCCGAAAAGGAAAAGGUUUCGAAGUACUUCUGAAACGCUAUCUGGCAUUUGUUGAUGAAAUGAUGGGGAUAGCGGGUCUUUGGCCUGAAAAAGAGCACCUCAUCGAUAAAUAUUCUGCUGAGCAAGUGGCUGAAAUAAUGAAAAAUCAAAAAAUUUAUAAACGAGAUUGGACACUGCGUACAUUGGCUGAAAUUCAAAAAGUGGAUAAGUCUCGAACCGUAGACGUACCAGGUGUAGGUUUGCAAGAGUUUGUACAAGGUUCGUUAUUCGACAAGGUGGUUGAAGCAUUAAGGGACACACUCGUCAUUGACUUAGUUCGAAAAGACCUUGAUGUUUGGGGUCAAAAAGUGUACCAGAUUAUGGCCCAAGGUUACCUGGCUGUUUACACCCUCUUCCUGACUGAGAAAGAGCAUGACAGGUUACAGGGUCGUCCAGUGGAAGAUCCAGGCUUUUACUUUGGCUAUCAAGUGGCAGCAUGGUUAGUCCUCUCUCGACCCACUGAUCAUGUCACCCAAAUCGAUACCGACUGUCCGACAUGCGACGAUGCCUCCUGGGUAUCGUAUCUUGUCUUGAAUGGACGGACAAAAACAGGAGCCUGUGCACAUCCCAUUCUUCAGUCAAAUGGUAAAAUUUCUAUUUCAUCUGCAGUGGAGGAGCCAAUUGAAAAGAAACUCAGUGAUAAGAAACGAAGAGGCUGCAUGUGCAUCUACAGACAUCUUGGAGAAUGGCAGGGCUCCUGCUGGCGAGGGCUCCUUCCUUUUCCUCCCUGUCUCUGCAUGCUCUACCUGAGACAGUUCUCCGAGAGUGCAUGCCCCUGUUUGCGUGAUAGUGAUGUACGGACUGGGCGGAAAAAAUCAAAAUCCGAGAGCCCUUCGAGUCUGGUACCUCCAAAGGAAAUUCCAGAUGCUGUCAAUCCAUCGAAUCCUGUCAAGUCUACUUCUAUUCAGACUCAGACGAGGCAUUCAACGACACAGACACCAUCGACAUCUCACAAUCAUGGUCAUUCAGAGAGAUGUCCCACUCAUGGACAUUCUCACCCACCUUUAUCCGAUCAUGUUAAAUCGUUACCCUCAACACAUCGUCCGCACAGUCACACAAAUCAUAAUACUCAUAGUAAUCAUUCUUGCCAAAAACAGACUGAUGUGGAGCACAUUAAACGAGUUACAUCUAGCGAGUUCAGCCAGACGGACGGGGACUGCUCGGACUCAGGUAGUAGUAAUGAGGAUUCCUGUUCUACCAGUAGUUCAACACCUAGGGAUUUUAUUAGACAUUGUGAUUGUUGUUACUGUGAGGUUUUUGGUCAUGGAAUUCCUUCAGUUGCUCCAGUCAGUCGCAACUACAACGAGAUGAGGGAGCGACUCAGACAGUUAUUGACGAAAAAAAAAGCGAAGUGUAAGGCGGGAUGUAGUUCACCUAUGAGUCCAGCUGAGUCUGUACCAUCUUCAAAUGCAACUUCGGAUCAUAAUUCAAUGUCGAUAAACUCAGGAGCUAGAUCAAAUACACCUGUUUCAGUUACGUCUACCAAUCUACUUGAACACAGGGAUCAGAGGGAUCUUGAUACUCUAUUGGAGUUUAUUGAAGGUAGUCAAUCUGGUAAAAAUAAAAAGGAUAAUAAACGAAGUGAAAAAAAGGCUAGACAACGUCAGAAGAAACUCGAGGAAGCUAUGCAAUUAGAAAAACAGGAACAAGAACGACAAAAAUUGAUUGAAAUACAGAAGAAGACACCUGAGGUAACGAUAACAGUUGUGGAUCCACAGAAACCGAUAACUCAGAAAUUUUUACGCAACAGAAAUCUACCGGAAGUAUCGAUACUGCCAGCUGUGAUGCCUCAAUCACAGGCCCAACCACCUAAUAAGAAAAAUAAGCCGGAGAAUGUUAAAACGAAACAACAACAAAAUUCCAUUCCUCAGAACGUUCCCACGUUUGUUAGUACUGUUAAAUCGAAACAGAUCCCUAAAGGUAAUAGUGACAAUCCACCACAGACAAAGGGCAAAUCGAAAGGAAAAAAGAAAGCCCCACCCACUCCUGAACCAGAACCCGAGCCUGAGCCCGAACCUGAACCGGAGGUUCCGCUUACUAAGAAGGAAAGGAAAAAAUUGCGAAGAGCAAUGAGAGCUAUGGAGGAGAAGGCUAAUGAAGAAACAGCACCAGUCAGUACUGAAGUCCCUCAGAUUGUCACUAUCAAGAGGGUCAUGGAAUCAAAUGGAGCUGAACCAACAGUCACUAUAACAUUGAAGGGUCAGACUCCAGCUGAGGACAAGGUUUUAUUUACUUUGGUCAAUGGACAGACGAAGGAGCCUUCUAAAGUCGAGAGUCAAGUCACUGGAAAAAAGAAGAAAAAGAAGAAUAAAGGAGGAGAUGUUAGUCUUAACAAUACUAAUCAGCAGAAGCAGCAACAAAGCAAAACACAACCGAUUCAAUCGAAUAUACAAUCCAAUCAGAAAGCUCAACCUAAGAAUGAUACGAAAAGUUCUAAACAACAGUCAACUACCGAAAAGUGCAAGAAUAAUGGAAAGCAGAAUGAGGAGAAGAAAUUGCAACAACAAAAUGUCGAGAUUUUGAGCAAAAAAUUGAAGAAGAAUAAGAAUAAUGCCGAGAAUAAACAACCGGUUAUUCAGCCUCUGAGUGCUACGAAUGCUCAACAGGUAAAGGGUAAGACUCAACAGCAGGAGAACAGUGCAGGGAAAAAAAAGAACAAGUCUCAACCUUUGACCGAGAGUAAAACGGUAAAUACUAGUCAGCAGAACGUGAAUACGACUUCAGUACCUUGUGGUAAGAAAAAGGCUCAGCAACAUCUGGAGAAGAACACUCAGGCUAAUCAGAAGACUCAACAGGCAGCUUCAAAGGGAAAGAAUAAUAAUUCAGGGAAUGAUAAGCAAGUGGGAAAGGUGGAUAAUCAGAAGAAUCAAGGGAAAUAUACUCAAGCUACCUCAAAACCUCGAAUUAAUGGAGAUAAUCAAGCAUUAACGUCAUCGCUUGGGAGCGAACUCAAGGAUGCAAGUUCCAAAAUUAAUAUUGAAAAUCUCAAACUACCACCUGGCAUUACGAUAACAAAAGUCGAUGCACCGCCAAAGCCACUUCCUAUUAAGACAGCACCGUUGCAGAAACCUCCACAACAGAAGCAAGCGACAAUUAUUGCAGCUCCAAUGACUGGGCUACAAUCUAAUUACGGUGGAUCACAAUCGGGGGGCAAUGUCAUCGUGGUGGAUACUGGGAAGCUGAAACAGGAAUUAUUACCCAAGGGCUCGGAAAAAGGAUCUACUCAGCAGUCUCAGCCCACGACGACUGCCAGUAAGAAGAAAAAGAAGAAGAACAACGCAUCGAACGCCACCAAUAACUCACAAAAUUCAUCCAAUGAAUCACCGAAAGACUCCCAAACUGACCAGGCAAAGAUUCUCCACAAUCCAACCACAAACAUGGUAACAAUUCGUAAUCCAGCAUUUGCACCAUCUCCGAAGCUGGAGCCAACUCAACAGGCAGCAAUAAUAAAAGUAUCUGAGAAUGGAAUGGUGACGAUAAGAAGUCCAGCACUCCAACAAGCUAUUAACGCUGGAUUAACACCACCACCAAAACCGGAUUUUAUCGUAAAAGGUGAUUUAACAACAACAAGUGCUAAUAGAACAUCACUAUUAUCACCACCAACAGCAAGUAAAAGUGCAAAUGGUCUUGUACCGUCGAGUCUCGCUGAAUUAAGAAGUCGUUUGACACCAGAUUGUACUGGUAUUCAGGGUCUUGCUAACAUUCACAUAAGUAAAGUAACAAAUGGACAACCGAUACCGGAGAAUGGAAUUAAUCUAAAAGGUACCAGUGUUACUUUGACUAAAGUUCAAACACCAGAUCCAGUAAAAUGGGAUGAUACGCCACAAAGUCAGGCAACAACUAGUGGAAAAGGAAAGAAGAAGAAGAAAAAAGGAAGUGGUACGAGACAGUGCGGCGAUGACUGGAAUCUCGUUGAAAGCGUAUUCACCCCAAAAGAUAUAGAGGACGGUGAAAUGGAUGAUGCUGAGCGUGAAUUGGAGGCAUUCAAGCGUUUCUGUCUUCAGUCAGUGCCACCGCCACGAAAAGAGAAGGUCAAUCUCAACUUAAAGGACAUUGUACUCAAGAAGAAAUCCUCAUCAUCAGCAGCGGCUGCUGUUAUCGCUGCUAAUUAAAUUUCCAUGAUAAUUCCAACGAAUAACGGAAAAUUAAUGGCAAAUACUGACAUUGUACACACACACUGCGUUUAAAAAAAUACUGCCACUAGUUGGUAGGUUGUCAUUUAUCGUUUAUUUCUAUUUGUAAGAAUGAAGGCCGAGGAAAAAUACUGAAAUCACUCGAAUUUGAUAAAAAAAAUUUCCUGGUCAUUCUUCGAUUAGCGACAUACGACGGCUAACGAUUAUUCUAUUUAUAUAAAUAUUUCAGUGAAUGAGAAAUACUAAAUCAAUUGAAAAGAUAAUGACGAAGUUCACAUGCAUUAUUGAGAGAGAAGAAGACAAACUCAUCGUGCCUGUUGUCGCCGUUGACGUUUGCUAAAAUAAAUGAAAUUAAGUUAA
Diachasmimorpha longicaudata is the source of this 5653-nucleotide messenger RNA. RefSeq names its product proteoglycan 4-like. Lineage: Eukaryota; Metazoa; Arthropoda; Insecta; Hymenoptera; Braconidae. The record is from RefSeq and is a predicted model, not a curated record. The transcript is spliced from 7 exons. The coding region runs from base 254 to 5272 and encodes 1672 amino acids.